This is a messenger RNA of Acanthosepion pharaonis, 1134 nucleotides long. The record is from the annotation of a GenBank genome assembly. Lineage: Eukaryota; Metazoa; Mollusca; Cephalopoda; Sepiida; Sepiidae.
AUGAAGAAAUAUCAUUUUCUUUUCCAAUUAUAUAUAAAUCUUCUUUUUAUUUAUUUCUUCCUUUCCUUCGUUUGUUUAUUCCUUUCUAUUUCCUUUCUCCUUCAUUCCGUUUUCUUUCUUUGUUUUUUUUCUUUCAUUUUUCCUAAAUUUUUAUUUCCUGAUACUUUCGUUAUUUUUCUUCUUGCAUUCAAUUUCUUUCUCGUCUCAGUUUUCUUUUUCUUUUUUUUUUUUUUUUGGUUUGUUUCAUCUUUUUUUUAUUUAAUUUUCUUUCUUUUUCUUUCAUUUUCUUUAGAUUUUUCUUUUUCCUUUAGUUUUUCUUUCUUUUUUUCUUUAGUUUUUCUUUCUUUUUCAUUAAAUUUUCUUUCUUUUUCUCUAUUUCUUUCUUUUUCUUUACUUUUUUCUUUAGAUUUUCAUUCUUUUUUCUUGUGUUUUUCUUUCUUUUUCAUUAGUUUUCGUUUCUUUUUUUCUUUACAUUUUCAUUUUUUCUUUAGUUUUUCUUUCAUUUUCUUUAGUUUUUCUUUUUCAUUACCUUUCUUGGCUUUUGCUUUCAUUUUUCCUAUUUUUCUCUUUGUUUGGUAUUUUUCUUUCUUUCUUCUUUCAUUCUUUCUUUAUUACAUUUUUUUUUUCGUAAUUUUCUUUGCUUCAUUUCUCUUUCUUUAUUAUGUUUUUGUUUCGUAUUUUUCUGUUUUUCUUGAGCCACCAGUCGUCUCUCGGACCAAGCUUUCUUUCUUACUUUCUUCUUUUUCUUUACUUUUUCUUCUUUCUUUUUCCUUUUUUUUCUCUUUAUUUUCUUUUUCUUUCGUUCAUGCUUCCUUUACUUUUUGGUUUCCUCAGUCUGUAUCUUUCUUUUUUAUCUAUCUAUCUAUCUAUCUAUCUAUCUUAUCUAUUCCUAUCUAUCUAUCUAUCUAUCUAUCUAUCUAUCUAUCUAUCUAUCUAUCUAUCUUAGUCUAUUCCUAUCUAUCUAUCUAUCUUAGUCUAUUCCUAUCUAUCUAUCUAUCUAUCUUAGUCUAUUCCUAUCUAUCUAUCAAUCUAUCUAUCUAUCUAUCUAUCUAUCUAUCUAUCUAUCUUAGUCUAUUCCUAUCUAUCUAUCUAUCUAUCUAUCUAUCUAAUAUUUAUUUUAUUCCUUUCAUAUGA